Gambusia affinis (western mosquitofish) is the source of this 2708-nucleotide messenger RNA. Its product is annotated as collagen alpha-1(IX) chain-like. NCBI's taxonomy places the organism in Eukaryota, Metazoa, Chordata, Actinopteri, Cyprinodontiformes, Poeciliidae. The record is from RefSeq and is a predicted model, not a curated record. The transcript is spliced from 32 exons. Bases 133 to 2160 code for a protein of 675 amino acids.
AGCCCUGGGACCUUGCACCUAGCAGGAAAGCUGCAGUGGACUUAGCUGCCUUGUUUUGACGGGGGCUCCCUCUAGCCAACAAAUCCCUAGGAAAGGACUCCAACGUUCACCUUUCCUGGUCCUGGGAAGAUCAUGGCUGGGUUUGUGUCUUUUCUGGUGGUGAUCCUGCAGCUUGUUCUCCUUUGCUUCUCUCAAAGGAAUCAAGGGCCCACUGGCCCACCUGGACCCCCAGGAGUCCCAGGAGUUGAUGGCAUAGCUGGUGAAAGGGGGAUAGAUGGCCAGGAUGGUUUUCCUGGCCCUGAUGGGGAUGCAGGUAAACCCGGCUCCUCAGGAUUACCCGGAAUUCCUGGAAAUGAUGGUUUGACUGGCCCUGUUGGAGACCCUGGGCCUGAUGGUCCCCCGGGACAGAAAGGUGAACCUGGAAAGUCCGGACCUCGUGGAGCUGCUGGUGUUGGGCCUGAUGGAUCCCCUGGACCACCUGGGCCUGGAGGACUUCUGGGUGAAUUGGGAAAAGUUGGACCUCCUGGAGCAAUGGGUGUGAGAGGGCCACAAGGACCCCGUGGACCAUCAGGGCCCAGAGGUGCAGCUGGGAUGCUCGGUACUUCUGAUCUGUGUCCAAACUCUUGUCCACCUGGUACCCCAGGGCAUCCUGGUCUACCUGGUAUGAAGGGUCACAAAGGUGUGAAAGGCGAAGCAGGAGAACCUGGGAAACAGGGACACAAGGGUGAGGAAGGAGACCAGGGAGGUCCAGGAGACGUUGGGUCCCAGGGUCCAAUGGGACCACAGGGAAUACGAGGAGCCACGGGAAUGAUGGGCCCCAAGGGAGAGAUCGGUGCUCGAGGUCCUGAUGGAGAUCCAGGUCCACAGGGAGUUGCGGGGGCGACUGGAGACAGGGGUCAAAGAGGAGUAAUGGGGGAACCUGGGAUUAAAGGUGAAAUGGGUGUUUUAGGGCCACGGGGGAUCACAGGGCUUCCAGGUCCAAAAGGAGAAGCUGGUUUACCCGGUGUUGACGGCCGUGAUGGCAUUCCUGGGUUGCCGGGUGCAAAGGGAAACAUCGGCAAGCCAGGAGUUCCUGGAGAGAUUGGACUUCAGGGGCUUCCUGGUUUGCCUGGAACACCUGGACCAAAAGGCUUGAGUGGCCCAAAGGGAGAUUCUGGGAAGCCUGGGUUUCCUGGGACAUUGGGAUCUUCUGGAAAACAAGGUGAAAGGGGAGAACAGGGAGAAGUGGGACCCAUCGGACCCAUCGGGGAGCCUGGAGAUCCUGGAGAGCAAGGUCCUGUAGGUCCAGCUGGCAAGCCAGGUGCAAGGGGACCAAAAGGUGAUCCUGGUCUUCCUGGUCUCCCAGGGCCCCCAGGCCUGCCUGGAGUGAAGGGAGAAAGGGGUGAGCGUGGAGAAGCAGGUCCCAAAGGAGAACAAGGGGCUCAAGGUGAUGAGGGAAAUCCUGGAGACAGAGGGGAACUUGGAGAUGCUGGGGAAUCUGGAUCAAAAGGAGAGGCUGGUAUUCCUGGUGAACCUGGCAAAAGGGGUCCUGAGGGAAGUCGAGGCCAACCUGGCAUCGAGGGCCCUCCUGGCACACCUGGACCACGUGGCAUGCAGGGGAACAGAGGUCCACGUGGGAUCCGGGGGUCUCAGGGGCCUGCGGGCAAGGAGCCAAGCGAUCAGCACAUCAAGCAAGUCUGCAUGCGAGUUAUGCAAGAGCAGCUGGCUCAGUUAGCUGCUAGUCUAAGGAGGCCAGAGUCUGGCGUUGCAGGUUUACCAGGAAAACCUGGCCCUCCUGGGCCUCCAGGACCCCCAGGAGACAACGGUUUUCCAGGGCAAGCUGGAGCAAGGGGUCUUCCAGGACUCAAAGGACCACCAGGGGCAAUGGGAAAUAAAGGUCCCAAAGGUGACAUGGGAGAUAGAGGUUCCAGAGGGCCCACUGUACGAGGACCUAAAGGCCAGUCAGGACCUCCUGGGCUUCCAGGAGAGCCAGGGAAACCUGGGUAUGGUCAAGAUGGUCAGGAUGGGCAGAGGGGACCUCCUGGCGUGCCAGGACAGCCUGGCGUACCUGGUCCUCCUGGUCCAGCUGGCCUGAACGGCUAUUGUGACCCGUCAGCCUGCAACCUCCAGGCAGGAGCUGUCCAGCAGUCUCUGGAUGUGAAGGGACCUGCAGGGAACUAAGAGCCACUCUGGCAGAGACACAAAGACUGCUGGAUAAUCUCCCCAAGCACACAGCAUUUGCCACGCUCUCCUCCCAGGGGCCGUCGUCGCCGUUGUGUCUUUGAUACAUUAACCUCUUUGUGUGAGCAUGUUUCCUGCCAAUAACAUCUCCAUCAAAAGGAGUCAUCAUCUUUGAGUUGUGAAAAAAGGGCUUAUUUCAUUGUGCUUUUCUGGAUGAGAGGUGUUUAAAUAAACCCAGAACUGGGCUCACAUCUCUAAAUGAAAUGAUCAAAAAAAUACAUAUUGUUUAUCCCAUUUUCCUUUUAUCCCAUCCUCUCUUUAUGCGCCUCAUUUUGAGUUUUCUCUUUCACUUUCUCACAGAACAGCUCACAGAAUCCCCCAGUGCCAAUCAGUCUAUUUUGAUUUUGCAUUAUUUUCUCUUAUGAUGUUGUCUUUGUGAAAGGACAAUCAAGAGGAAAUCUGUUAAAGUCCAAAAGUCUGAUUUCCUGUCCAACUGCUUUAUGAGCAAACAAAACAGACAGGCUGAAAAUCUCUUAAAGUCACGCUGA